AUGGGUGCUAUUCAAGAGCUCCUCCACCACGUCGAAAAGGUUCAGGUGGCCAGCCCACUAUUCCUGGGCGCUGCAGCCACUGUAAUCGCCCUGGGGCUGGUUUACCUCUGGAGCUCUCGGCCGAAGCCCCAUAAUCUCCCAGUUGUCAAGUAUCCCAACGAGCCGUUCAUGCUGUCCCUUCCCGGCAUGGAAAUGGCUGUCCUUCCAGACUCUGAGAUCGAGACCAUACGAGGCCUGCCAGAAACAGACGUGUCAAUCAAGAAGCACCACUACGAUGUUUUCCUCGGCGAAUACUCCUACAUGGGCACAAAAGCCGACGAGUUUGACAGCACUAUGCGAAACGUGCUGACUCGGAACACUCCAGCAGUCUUGGCCUCCUUCACCGCCGAGGUUGAGUACGCCGUGAAUAAAAUGAUCGGCCCUUGCAAGGAGUGGACCGCCAUCAAGCCUAGAUACGCCAUGUCUAGGAUUGCUUCAAUUAUGUCCGGUCGCGCCUUUGUCGGGCUGCCCCUCAGCCGACAGGAAGAGUGGGUUGAAGCGACAGUAGACUACACUGCCGGCGUUUCGCGAGCUUGGCUCAUACUCAGGCUGAUCCCUUGGCCCAUUCGCUUCUUCGUUGCCCCGUUUCUUCCGCAAGUCAAGGCGCUCAAGCAGCAGAGGUCUAUCAACGAACAGAAACUGGCUCCCGUUAUUGCGGAAAAGAGGUCGGGAGCCAAGAAAGACAAGGGCAUCCCGGGCGGAGACAUGCUUGAGUGGUUCAUAUCCCAGUAUUCUCGGACUCCCAAUGCACAGCAACUCGGCCGAGACCAGCUUCUCGCCACCUUUGCGUCCAUCUACAACCUAUCAAACGCCUUGUCAUACAUCAUCUUUGACCUCGCGGCUCUUGAUCCAGAAGACGUUGAGCUCAUGCGAGAGGAGGUACUCCAGCAUGUACCUGCUGACGGCAGAAUUGACAAGAUGAAUCUGCCCAAGUUGAAGAGAUUGGACAGCUUCGCCAAAGAGUCGCAGCGGUUGUCGCCUCCGUCUUUGGUGAACAUUCCCAGAAUUGUCACUAACCCCAACGGACUUCACUGUUCCACCGGACAUGUACUUCCGCAAGGGACCCGCAUGACCAUUCAUGCCCAUGUCAUCAACCAAAACCCGGAGCUGUAUCCGAAUCCUGCGGAGUUCCAGCCUUUCCGCUUCUCGAAGCUACGUGAAACGCCAGGCAACGAGCACAAGUUCCAACACGCAACGACUGGCAUUGACAAUAUCAAUUUUGGGCACGGGAUUUGGGCCUGCCCAGGUCGCUUCUUUGCCAGCGCGGAGAUCAAAGUGGUGCUUGCAUAUAUUCUUCGGCACUACGACGUGAAGCUGAAGCCAGGCGAGCCGAAGCCAAAGCAGCAGCACUUUGGAUUGGCCAUUCUGCCCGAUCCGACCGCUGAGGUUCUCUUUAAGGCGAGGCAGUAG
Molecule: messenger RNA, 1449 nt
Organism: Purpureocillium lilacinum
Lineage: Eukaryota; Fungi; Ascomycota; Sordariomycetes; Hypocreales; Ophiocordycipitaceae
Source: RefSeq, a predicted model, not a curated record